Messenger RNA from Fimicolochytrium jonesii, 1561 nucleotides. RefSeq names its product Dehydroquinate synthase-like protein. The transcript is spliced from 5 exons. Bases 109 to 1497 code for a protein of 462 amino acids. The record is from RefSeq and is a predicted model, not a curated record. Gene Ontology annotation, molecular function: 3-dehydroquinate synthase activity. Gene Ontology annotation, biological process: antibiotic biosynthetic process. Lineage: Eukaryota; Fungi; Chytridiomycota; Chytridiomycetes; Spizellomycetales; Powellomycetaceae.
CCAGGGCGACAUACAUCGACAAAUAGAGCCGUUCUCAUCGACUUGCUUGAGAAUAAUUGAGAAUACCUACCAUCCCGGCCAACAGUGGCGACAUCUCAUCAAUUCGUCAUGCCUUUCAACGACAACGCACUAGUGGCAGUGCCCCUUCACGUUCAAAUGGAACAGACCACCGAUAAAAUACUGCUGCAAACCAAGGUCAAUGCUGACUUCCGCAGGGAUAGUGGUGUGAGCAUUGCGGAAGAGGAUGCAUCGGUCGUGAAAUUUCAACACCAUCCCGAGUGCAAUCUUGUCGGCUUGAAUGGCUUGGCUGGGAAUGGGUUGGAUGGGCUUAGCACCGGUACCUUUAUGGUCGAAGCUGUCAUGCCCGUGAGGUACACCAUCGAAGUGGUUACCCCCCUCUUCGAUAUUGUCAACAAGACACUUCUGCGCACAGUUGAUGAUGCACACCCUCCACAGUUAAGCACAGCCACUUCUCUUCCGUCAUCCGCCACGCAAGUUCGUCGGUUCAUAGUUAUUGACGCAAAUGUGUGCGAUUUGUAUAACGCCGCAUUGCAGCAGUACUUCGCCCAUCACAAUGUUCAGAUAGCCCUCCAUCGCAUCAAACCGGACGAGGAAAACAAGAACAUUGAGCAGGUGCUGUCCAUUUGCACGGCGAUGCAGAAGUUCAACAUUGACAGACGCAGAGAGCCGAUCAUAGCUAUUGGUGGCGGAGUAACGCUCGACAUUGCUGGUCUGGCGGCGAACCUGUAUCGCCGCAAUACCCCCAUCAUCAAGGUUCCCACCACCCUGAUAGGAAUGGUUGAUGCGGCAGUCGGUGUGAAGACGGCCGUCAAUCUCAACGGCGGCAAGAACAAGAUCGGGACUUAUUGUGCCCCGCUGGCUGUCUUCGUUGACAUCAGCUUCCUCAGAACCCUCGCUGACCGCCAUGUCCGAAAUGGUUCCGCGGAAAUCCUCAAGAUGGCAUGUGUUAAAGAUUACAAACUUUUCGUCCUGCUGGAGGAAAUGGCGAAGGACCCCUCCUCCUUUAAAGGCGAUGUUUACUUGAACAGCGAAGAAAUAAUGCGACGGGCAAUCCAAGGAAUGCUGGAGGAAUUAGAGCCUAACCUAUGGGAGUUCAACCUCCGUCGUGUUGUGGAUUACGGUCACACGUUCUCCCCAUGUCUGGAAAUGGCCGCUCUUUCCUCCGAGUCGUCGCUGUUGCAUGGAGAAGCAGUCUGCAUAGACAUGGCGUUGACGACAAUCGUUGCCCGGAACCGAGGCCUACUUUCUUCAGCGGAAGCCGUGCGGGUUAUCAACCUUAUGAGGAAUCUCGGGUUGGCCAUCUCCCAUCCCAAGCUGACAUCUUCCUGCUGCGCGCAAAGCUUGAAGGAUGUUACGGCUGGCCGAGGGGGGUUUCAGCGCACCCCUCUGAUGCACGGAAUCGGAGAAGCAACCUUCGUCGAUGAUCUGACAAUCUUCGAGUUAGAGAAAGCCUUAUGCAACCUAAAUAACAUUUAAAAGCAGCUUUUCUUCCUGUAUUUAUCUCGAUCGCUUUGACGUUUGUUUUUCGAUUCAAUUCAAU